This is a messenger RNA of Empidonax traillii (willow flycatcher), 477 nucleotides long. RefSeq names its product zinc transporter SLC39A7-like. NCBI's taxonomy places the organism in Eukaryota, Metazoa, Chordata, Aves, Passeriformes, Tyrannidae. Gene Ontology annotation, biological process: intracellular zinc ion homeostasis; zinc ion transmembrane transport. The transcript has 2 exons. The coding region runs from base 4 to 477 and encodes 157 amino acids. The record is from RefSeq and is a predicted model, not a curated record. Gene Ontology annotation, molecular function: zinc ion transmembrane transporter activity. Gene Ontology annotation, cellular component: membrane.
GGCAUGGCGGCCUCGGGGUACCUGAACCUGGCGGCCGACGCCGCCCACAACUUCACGGACGGGCUGGCCCUGGGGGCGGCGUUUUGGGGGGGCCCCGGGCGGGGGGUCCUGACGGCGCUGACGGUGCUGCUGCACGAGCUGCCCCACGAGCUGGGGGACAUGGCCCUGCUGCUCAGGGCGGGCUGCACCAAGGCUCAGGCCAUGAAACUCCAACUGGUGACGGCGGUGGCGGCCCUGGCGGGCGCCUCGUGCUCCCUGCUGGCCGAAGGCUCCUCCUCCUCCUCCUCUGGAACGGGAAUUUCCUCGGGAAUUUCCUCGGGAAUUCUGCCCUUCACGGCGGGGGGUUUCAUCUACCUGGGCACGGUGUCGGUGAUCCCGGAGAUCCUCCGGAAUUCCGGGCCCGGCCCGGCCCUCCGGCAGCUCCUGGCGCUGCUGGCCGGGCUGGCCAUGAUGCUGCUGAUUGCUCUCUGGGAGUAG